AGAGAAAAGGCUUCCCAGAAUGCAGUCGGCUCUGACUGAGGCUACUCUGAGACACAUUGCCUGUAACCUGGGAAAAGAGUGGAAGGCUUUGGCAACCUACUUGGGUGUCAGGAGUGAUGAGGUUUACCGGAUUGAAGCUGAUCAUCAAGGAACAGGGGAGCAGAUAUUCCAGAUGCUGAUUAUUUGGUGGCAGCGAUGGGAUCAUCAGAGUUACAAUAGAAAUGGUAUUUCUGUGGAUGUUCUCUGUGAAUCUCUCAUCAAAUGUGGGAGAACUGAUGUAGCAGAUUCGUUGAGAGGUCCUAUAGCGGGUGUGGAUGACUUCAACCUUGACGUGUGCCGAGAUGAGUUCAUCAGAUACUAUAAAGACACACUGAGCGUGAUUCCUUUGCUUCCCUGGCUGUCUUCAGAGGUCAUAAAGAUACGAGAUAUGUUUGUUAAGAUGGCCCUUGGAGACAAAGAGAAUAAGGAUGGAAGAUUGGUGCGGUGUUACAUCAGCUCCUAUGAGGACAUGCUUCGUCUUGAAUAUGAUAACGGCCAACCCGUCAGAUUCAUCCUGCUUUCUGGUAUUGCUGGUAGCGGCAAGACAACUAUCGUGUCAAAGAUCGCCACCGACUGGGCACUUCAGAAACCAGGAUCACCUCUCUCUAAAUUCAGUCUUUUGGUUGCCCUAAGUGUGCGAGAAAUGAAGCGUGCCCCUGACUUUGGUGAAGCAAUAUUUGACCAGAUCCUGGCAAAAGAUACAGUGGUGAGACAAACCUCCCUAGAAAAUCACCUGAAGUCCCAUCCUCAAGAGGUCCUUGUUGUUUUGGAUGGAGCUGAUGAGUUUGACAAAGAGGGGUUCCAGCUACCAACUGAAGGUGACAUCAUGGACAUCAUCGGCAACAAGAUCCUCCGUGGAUGUACCGUCAUUGUCACCACACGCCCUCACAUGGUGGACAAGUUAUGCAAGCUCAAUCCUUCUUUCACUCGCGUCGAGACGAGUGGUUUUUCAGACAGUGGAGUUCGGGAAUACGUACAGAAGUUUUUCAAGGGGGAAGACCCCAAGAACUCUGCCGAACUCUGCAGUAUUUUGAUGGCAACCAAGAGCCUUAAGAAUUUGGCGAGAUCGCCGAUGAUGUUGUUGCUCAUUUGUCUUAUCUGGUCUGGGGAGCAUAGCUUACCAGAUACUCUAACAGAGUUGUUCCAAGAGGCAGUCAUGUUCAUGCUGAAACGAUACUUUGUGACAACCGACCAUCCUUGUCAAGGUGACGAAGAAUUGUAUUCAAAAGAGGUAUUACAGCUGGUUCAAGAUUUGGGAAAAACAGCACUUGACGGACUUAUGCUUCCAGGGCAGAAACUCAUUUUUGAGGCAUCUGAGUUUGGACAUUCCAAAAAAGUAGUAAAGUCUUGCAAAAUUGGAGUGCUGUCACAAGAAAAGGUUCGUAGUAAGCUUCGUGUGGUCCAGCAUGUCACUUUCUUUCACAAAACCUUCCAAGAAGCAAUUGCUGGUUUUUAUUGGGCCAGCCUGUUUGAGUCUGAUCAAGGUUCCUUCAAAAGGUAUCUCGGGCAGGUGAAUGAGAAAAACGUUAUAGGUCUUGAGUACCUGUUGCGAUUUUGUUGUGGAGUAAAUGUUAAUGCUGCAGAGUCCCUCCUUAAACACGUUGUUGGACAAGGAAGCAUGGAGAAAUUAGGGACUUUGUUGCUUAGGUUGCAUUUGGAAGCGCAGUCCAAAACAUUGCACGGCAUCAUGGCACCUAUUUUCAAGAAUGGCCUCUUCUUCGAUUUAAAAUGGGGAGGGGACAUCAGGUUGGGUUUUGAGUUUCUGAUAAAGUGUUCCUGUCAGCCCUCCGUAAGUCAGUCGUGCCUAAGUGAAGUGAAAAAUGUUACCAUUCUUAGGGUUAAUAAAAAUGUCCCACUGGUUGUUGACGUACUGCGACAUGCUGAGAAUGUGACCGAUGUCCUGUUAGAUUUUAGGCCCGCCGCAAGCGUUGAUACAAGCUUGCUUUUUGCCUUGGGCGACGCAAUGUGUCGGUCAACAUUUCUCAGCAAUAUAUCGCUGGUCGGCAAACUCAACUUAUCAGCCAUGUUUAAGCCCAUGGUGGAAUUACCCCCGGCUAGUUUCUUGCAGGGUUUUUUCUUAAGGGGUCCUAUGAUUGAUUCCAGGCUUUUGAAGAGAUUCAUUCAAAAGCAAGAUAAGCUUUGCCAGAUUUCGCUCUGCAAUGAAAACAUAAGCGAGCGGGACUGCACUUGCGAAGUUGAUGAAGCUGUUGGUAAUGAGGAGGCAGCUGAUGUUUCAUCAGGAGAUCAUCAAAUGCAGCCAUUGCAAAAAUUUACAGUAAGGUACUACAAGAGUCAGUUCCUGGCAGGUUGCUUCUUUGGUUGGUCCUGUCCACACCUCCAGGUGUUGGAACUUGUGGGGGUUAACCUCCACGAGGGAGAUUUUCACAGGGUCAGUGUCUUUCUCUCCCGAGCACGCCAACUGCAAGUGGUUGAUUUAUCCGAAAAUAGAAUCGGAGGUGCUUUCCUGAGGCUUGCAGAGCAGUUCAUUGCUUUACAAUGUCUGGAGGUGUUGAUACUUAAAGACGUGGGGAUGCUCCCGGAUGAUGUCUGUCAUUUUGCCAGGGGCACUUUACCACAGUUAGCAAAUCUGCGGAUUCUGUCCAUUGCCAGGAACAGUGCUCUCACUGCGAAGGCUUUACUUUCAGUCAUUCAGGGGUCACGUCAUUCCUCAUCUCUAAAAGAACUUAGCAUUCACAGCUGUGUAAAGGAGGAGCCUGAGGAAGAGCUCUCACAAAUAUCAGAUAGUGACGUGGAAGAUGCUUUUCCGAUGGUAGAGGAGACCCAAUUGAAGUAUCAAGGCUCACUUGAGAUUCUCUCUCUUCGUAACAACAAUCUCGGUAAAAGCUCCUCCAAAGUCAUAAGACUUUUAAAGGAAAUGUCCUGUUUAAAAUCAUUGGAUAUGAUGGAUUUGCCGCUGACCGAUUCCGAUUUGAUAUUUUUCGCUGAGGUUCUUCCUUGCUGUCAGCAGCUUGAAGAAUUAUUCCUGUCAAGAAAGGAUAAGUUUGGAAAUGUUGGAAUGGAAGCCCUUCUAAAGAUACUUCCUGAUCUACCACAAUUAAAGCAUAUGGAGUUGCCAGCGUACGAAGACAACGAGGGCACUGACUUCAUCCGAGAGUGUCUGAAACAUCGAUUUCCGUACAGCUCAGAGUGUCUCUUUGACCUGCCAGAUAUUACGAAAGUAAAACAAACCGUGCAAAAGUGCAGUGUAAAGACAUAGUCAAAAAUGAAAGGUUAUUUACUACGUUAGGUGCAGAAACAUCAUUUCCAACAGCGCCAACAAUCGCCACUCUUUCAUGUAGAAAUUGUUCCUCAUUAGUGAUCAAGCAGCAUCGCCCAUGAUCACUCCACCUUGACAUUUGUGGUGUCUUGAAAUUUGUCACUGUUUCUGUGUACUAUUAUUAAUAUCAAUAUGUUAUUUCAGUUAUGGACUAAUUAAAAAUAUAAUUACACUUAUCAUUGCUUAGUUUAGGUUUCCCUUUUUAUAAUUGAUUGUUCUUGUUUAUUUAUUUUGAUAAAUUGUCUUGUUCAUCGUUUUUUUGUUUGUUGGGGUGUUU
Acanthaster planci (crown-of-thorns starfish) is the source of this 3593-nucleotide messenger RNA. Its product is annotated as NACHT, LRR and PYD domains-containing protein 3-like. Gene Ontology annotation, biological process: signal transduction. Gene Ontology annotation, molecular function: protein binding. The record is from RefSeq and is a predicted model, not a curated record. Lineage: Eukaryota; Metazoa; Echinodermata; Asteroidea; Valvatida; Acanthasteridae.